This is a messenger RNA of Chelonus insularis, 1958 nucleotides long. RefSeq names its product trans-Golgi network integral membrane protein 1-like. Lineage: Eukaryota; Metazoa; Arthropoda; Insecta; Hymenoptera; Braconidae. Bases 279 to 1619 code for a protein of 446 amino acids. The record is from RefSeq and is a predicted model, not a curated record. The transcript has 4 exons.
UCUGGUUUAUAUUUCGCUUUGUAACACUGACGUGUCUAUUUGUGAUUAAAAGCGUAUUUUAUAAAAAUAACAUCACGAAAAUUGCUUACUUACUAGUUUUCCUAAUGUUCAAUAGUAUUAUUUAUCAGAAAUUUAGCAAAUGAAUUAUGAUAACGCUUAAUACCGAUUGUAUUAAUAUUUAUCUUCAAAGUUAACCUUAAAAUACGAAGAAUGUUAUGGAAUAUUCACUGAAGUAUUAAUAAAGUUUUUAUAUUGAAGUCAAAGUGUGUAGUGUUAAAAUGGGCAUUAAAUUAGUGUUUUUUAUUAAUAUCAUCACCGGCUUAUUUUCAUAUAAUUUAUUUGAAGCAGCUCCUAUUAUAGAAAGUACUCUAAUUACUCACAGUAUUGCUAAUGACUCUAAUACUUGUGCAAAUAAGUCUGUUAUAUAUCAAUCAAAAUAUCUGCAACAAGCGUGCAACAUUAGUUUUCCAGAAGCAUCGAGUGAUAUAAAAAAUACUACUAAUAUUAAUCCAUAUUUGUGCACUACUUUAUACGACCAAAGCGUAAAAGUUUGCCAUUUAUACACUACUGAAAAAAAAGAAUUAUUCAAUCAGACAAUUUUUGAUGAAGAAAUAAAUAAAACUAUUACUAACAUUACUAAAUUGCUAGAAGUAUGUGCAAUUCGAGGAAAUAAUUUAAUAUUGGAGUACAAUAAAACAAAACCAUUCGUAGAUAAACUUAACAAUUAUUUUAAAAAUCCAAAAAAUUGUGCAGAUCGAUGUUCUGCUGGAACAAAUGAAAAUUCAACGAUAAAUCCUUUAUGUGUUAUGAUUCAUUAUAUCGAUGAAAAAAUAAGAAUGAGUCAAAUUCAUACUAAAGAAGAAGAUGUAACUAAACACGAUUCUGUUGUAACAUCGAAAGAAGCAGGAUCGGAAAAAGCAAUAAAACAAAGUACAGUGGCAUCGAAAGAAACGAUUUCUACAAAUAACGAACCCAAUUCAGACAAAAAUGAAAAAGUUAAGGAGGAAAAAGUAGCUGAUAAUUCAAAGAUAGUUAAUUCUGGCGCUAACCCUCCUAAAAAUGAUGGAACUAAAUCCAAUCCAGAAAAUCCAGGUAAUAAAACCACUGUCCCAAUUAACGAACAAACGAAUAAAGUUGAGGUACCACCAUUGGAGAAAGAAAAAGAAAAUAGUGAGACAGCUGUAGCUAAACCGGAUACUUUUGAUCAAACAAUGACAAAUAUAGAAGAAGAUAAUAAUCAACAUCCUGGAGGUGAUUUUCUUCCAGAAGAAGAGAGUGACCAGAUACAAAUAGAUGAAGAAGAUAAAAUGAAUGAUCAAGAUCCCUUAGUAAAGCCUGACGACAAAACAGAUGGUCUUCUAAUUCAUCAUAACAUUGAAAAAGAUGAUGAUGCACAUUUCUUUGGAUAUUUUACUGUUUUGGGGCUCCUUGGUAUCGGCGGUUGUCUUGCUUAUCAUCACAAACAAAAAAUAUUAGCAAUACUUCUGGAAGGACGAAGGUCACGAGGAGGACGAGGUCGAAGGAGACCCAGUACUGCAAGCUAUCGGAAACUGGAUUGCACUUUAGAAGAAGCUGUUACAUCUCAAUGUAACGCUAAUGUUACUCACGUUAUUUAUUAAAGCGUUUUUGUCACUGAUUGGCUCGACGUACAAUCACUUGUGCUUAACAAGAAUGUUUUCUCUCUCUUUUUCUGUGGUAAAGUAAACAAAUAUUUUUUUUUGCACGCAAUCAAUAAGUAUUUUUACAAUUCUUAUAGUAUCCAGAGGGUAUUUAUCGCCUUCCUGUUAUGUGAUUUUGCUAUUCUUAAAAUUAAUGAAAUUACAACAUAAAAACGACUGUAAAUAAUAAAACAUUUAUAUCUAUUAAACGAAUGAAUGAUUCUGAGAAUUUAAUAACAAACAAAGUGUAUGUAAUAACGAAUUGAAAUAUGAAAAUAUAUCUCUAAAACACGUUUUGCG